Molecule: messenger RNA, 1506 nt
Organism: Dentiscutata erythropus
Lineage: Eukaryota; Fungi; Glomeromycota; Glomeromycetes; Diversisporales; Gigasporaceae
Source: the annotation of a GenBank genome assembly
AUGAAACUGAAACCUAGAGGCAUUCCUUUAGGUUCAACUCAAAUACUUGGUAACAAUCUAAGAGCGGAUAAACUGGUACGACCACACAUACCAAUAAGAUCUCACAUAUCAAACCUUUACAAUGAAUCCAAGGUUCAUGUGGUCUCUACAGAUUUCGAACGUAAUAAUCUAACCGAUAACUCGGUGUUAGAACGAAUGCAAUGUAAUCAUGGACUUGUAGCUGCCAUCCUUCAAGCAUAUAAUGGUCAUCAACAUUUAUGCUUAAGUCCUGAUGAUAUAUGGUUGGUUAUAGUCCAAGGCGUUUGUCAUCACAUAAAGCUCAACCCCGGGACAAGUCGUAACAGUUUCAUUAAACCUAAAGAAAUUGAUAUCUAUACAGAAACCGUUUUAAGCGUUGACCCGGAAACAAAAUGUCUCGUUGGAAAUUGGCCUAAUUGUAUUAGUCAGCUUGUGAAAGCGGCUGAUAAACAAAUGAAGAGGACUAAUUUACCAUCUUUAUUACAAUGUAAUUUUUCUACUACUACCACGAGUUCCGUGAUCGCCAGCCGACUUGCAUUAUUAGAUAACACCAAAAAUAGCUGUUCUUAUAACCUUGGAAUUUUUUGUGGAAUUCCUAAAGUUACUUUAAAAGGAUCAUCGGAUGAUUGGGUUCUUAUUCAAAAAAAAUUGGAUGCUCUUCGUCCUCUCUUUCCAGAAUUAGACUUUUGGUUUAAUCGUGUAGGAAAAGUCGUAUCAAAAUUAAUUGAAACUUAUAAUGGUGAAGUUGAUCAAAAAUUCUGGAAAUCAAUUGCAAAAGAAGAGUAUGGUUGCGGUGGUCCCCCCGAAUUAACUGGUUGGGUAACUUCAUUUUUCCCUUAUGAUAGCUCAGGUGAGAUUGUUAAGAAAUGGUUGGAUGAAUCUCUGUUACCCAGCGGAAGAGUUACUAUUCCAUUUAAAGUUGAAAGUGGUGAGAGAAAGAAAUUCAUCUCCGGAUUUUUAGCUGUACAUCAAGAAGUUCUUAAAGAAUCGGAUGAUGAAGUCGUGGUUAAUCCAGUAAUUGGGUGGGCGGUUAUCGAUGAUGAAACAUCUCCGUCUGAAAAUCCAGAAAUUGUUCGACAACGACAACAACAAUUCUGUCUCGCUUACCACCUUUUCGUAGAACUCGUAAGUAUAUCAUCAUAUAAUCUUGUGAAAAACUUUUUCCAUUAUGCAUUUUUUCAAAAUUCCCUUCUUUUUACUCUUCGGAAUUGUUUUUCUAUUAUUUAUAUUUCAAUUGUUAACGCUCAUGAAGACUCUAAUGAUAGUGACCUCGAAUCUAAUGUUGAAAAUUCCGAUUCUGUCGAUUUUACUGAUGGAAAUAGCUAUUUAGAUGCUGACAUUUAUCCUUCGAAUGAUAUAAACGAAUCUCUUGAGAAGGAUAAUGUAGACAAACGAGGUCGGGAGGUCAACGAGGUAAACGAGGUUCAACGAGAGAUGGGUCAACAAGAUUAUGGAAUGAGUCAACGAGGUUCCAGAAUGGAUCAAUGA